AUGAAAACCCGACCUGAAAAAUGCAUUCUACUUCAAACAUUUCUCAUUUUAUUUAUCAAAAGUGCAACUAUUAUGAUUAUUAUUGGUUUAAGAUUGGAUUGGGAUAUGAUAAAUGUUUAUUAUGUUGUGAUUGACACAUUAACAACACCAUUCAUCAUUCAAAUAUCAUAUUUAUUUUGCAAUAAAUCGAAUUUGGAAACAAUUCGGAAUAUUUUAAAGUGUAGAAGAUUUCGUAGAAUUGGAGUUGUUUAUCAAGAAAAUGCUAUUGAAUCAACGCGGAAUGUCUAG
This is a messenger RNA of Caenorhabditis angaria, 288 nucleotides long. The record is from the annotation of a GenBank genome assembly. Lineage: Eukaryota; Metazoa; Nematoda; Chromadorea; Rhabditida; Rhabditidae.